AUGAGCAUCCAUGAAUCGAAGCUAGAAACUUCAGAGCACCAUGAUUUUCCUGCCGACCUGGAAGAACCCCAAGAAGAUUCGCCAAUGACAUGGCCCUGGCUCCGCAAACACGUUAUCUUGAUCCAAUGCAGUCUCUUCGCUCUAUGCCCAGGCUUCACAAGCGCCAUUCUGAUCCCAGGAUUCAAUGACGUCGCACAAGACUUAGCCAUUGCCCCACAAACAGCAACCUAUCUCGUCGCAGUCCAUGUCCUAUUCCUGGGACUGGGCCCGUUCAUCUGGAUCGUCUGCAUGAACGCCUACGGGCGCAGGCCAACCCUCAUCACAAGCAUGUUACUGUCUUGUUUUGCUGCUCUCGGCGGAGGCUUCGCGCAGACAUACGGAGGCCUCAUGACAGCCCGAGUGUUCCAAUCGAUCGGUAUCUCGGCAGGAUUUGUCCUACCCGGCGUGAUUGUGAUUGAUCUCUUUAAUGCCGAGCAGCGAGGGCGUAAGAAUGGCAUCUGGGCGCAGAUGGUGGCGAUCGGGCCGCCGCUCGGUGGUGUGAUCGGCGGGCCUGUCGUUCGGUAUGCUGGGUGGAAGUGGGUGAUGUGGCUGACCGCAAUAAUGAAUGCCGUCCAGGCAUUAUGUUUUAUCUUCACAUGCCCCGAGACCUCGUACAGUCACUGGAAACAGGGCCGCGCCCCCCUUCGACUGCGAUAUGUCUUGGAGCCGUUUCUCAUCCUUCAAGCGCCGCAUAUUUUUCUUGUUGCAUUUGCGUACGGUGUGACAUUUGCUAUUGUUUCAGUGGGACUGUCAACUGUUGUGCCUAUCGUUCUUGAAGAUGUAUACGGCUUUGGCGCGGUCGCACAGGGUCUUUUCUUCUUUGGGCCAUUGGUUGGUGCUAUUAUUGGUGAACAGCUGGCCGGUCCUGGGAGCGAUUGGAUUAUGAAGCGAGAGCGACAACGCGCUGCUGUGAUCGUGGGCGAUAGCCCGGUGUGGGUUGAGCGUCGUCUUAUCGUUGGUCUCCCUGGGCCUGUGAUGGCAGUCGCUGGAAUCUUGAUAUUUGGCUUGACGUUGCAGUACCGAACUCACUGGAUCGGGCCAUGCAUUGGGUAUGGAGUAGCAAACUUUGGGUUGCAAUUGGUUACAACUCCUUUGAAGACCUAUUGUGUUGAUUGUCUUCCUUCGCAUUCUGGUUCGGUGCUUCAGCUCGUCAAUGUUGUUCGCCAGAUUCUCUCUUUCACAGUCAUCUUGGUUAUGGGCUAG
Messenger RNA from Penicillium verhagenii, 1242 nucleotides. RefSeq lists its product as uncharacterized. Gene Ontology annotation, molecular function: transmembrane transporter activity. Gene Ontology annotation, biological process: transmembrane transport. The record is from RefSeq and is a predicted model, not a curated record. Bases 1 to 1242 code for a protein of 413 amino acids. The transcript has 3 exons. Lineage: Eukaryota; Fungi; Ascomycota; Eurotiomycetes; Eurotiales; Aspergillaceae.